AUAGAUAGAUAGAUAUGGCUCUGCUCCAAAGAGCCUCACCAAAACGCCUCCCCAAUCUUUUCGGAUUCCCAAAGCGGUCCCUCAGGUCCUUACGAUUCCCCGGCGACCCCCUCGACUGUUCUUCUUCUCCAACUCUCGCUUACGGAAUCCACGUCUUUCAUUGCCCUGAUGCAGUUGGGAUUGUCUCCAAGCUGUCCGAGUCCAUUGCUUCCAGAGGAGGCAACAUACUCGCUGCCAAUGUGUUUGUUCCGGAAAACAAGCAUGUCUUCUAUUCCAGAAGUGAGUUUAUUUUUGAUCCUGUUAAAUGGACAAGAUCACAAAUGAAUGAGGAUUUCAGUAAGCUUUCACAAAUUUACGCCGCUCAUAGAUCUGUCAUCCGAGUGCCAGAUCAAGACCCUAAAUAUAAAAUUGGUGUCCUUGCCUCUAAGCAGGAUCAUUGCCUGAUUGAUUUGUUACAUCAGUGGCAGGAUGGAAAACUGCCUGUAGAUAUAGCUUGUGUAAUAAGUAAUCACGAGAGAGGUCCUAACACCAGUGUGUCUCGGUUUCUAGAAAGACAUGGUAUCCCGUAUCAUUUUCUUCACACAACCAAAGAGAAUAAAAGAGAAGAGGAGAUACUGAAGUUGGUUCAAAAUACCGAUUUUUUAGUCCUUGCGAGGUACAUGCAGAUUCUAUCUGGCAAUUUUUUAAGUAGCUAUGGAAAAGAUGUGAUUAACAUUCAUCAUGGUCUAUUGCCAUCAUUCAAGGGUGGAAGACCAUCUAAACAGGCUUUUGAUGCAGGAGUGAAGCUUAUUGGUGCAACAACGCAUUUUGUGACCCAAGAACUUGAUGCAGGGCCUAUCAUUGAGCAGAUGGAACAUUUAGAUGAGGAGUAUAUAAUGAGAUAAUAAACAGCCAAACCAAUUUGCAUCUAGUGAAAGGAAUGAACUGCUACACUGAAGAAAUUGUGAGGUGGGAUAGGCUUAGCUACUGAUUUUAUCAAAAUUAUUAGAAGUUAGUAUGCUUUUAGUUUUGUGUUUUAAGUUAGAAUAUUUGGAUUACUAGGUUCUACCUCUUUUUCUGGAUCAUGAAUUCCAAAUAGAAUGUACUUGGAUAGUUAUGGAUCUGAAAUUAAAACUUGCAUUGUCAGUUAUUGGGAGAAAUCUAAAGUUUGUGCGGUAGUGAAGCUAAAUGUCUUGACUAAGAUGGUGCAGGGACAUGAAAACUUGACAUAAAUUGGAACAGGAACUAAACAUAUUUGUUAGGCUGAAGUUAUUGUUUUCUGGGCUUUUAGUCAUAGCAUCCAAUACACCCGUUGGCCUUAGGCUAAGAUUUUUCAUGUUGAAGUAGGACAUAAAUUAUAAUUCUAUGAUACAGGCAUUGUUUACUAAUUCUUGUAGCUUACUGAUUUCAUAUUUGUGGAAGUUGUUACCAAGAUUGAUUUGAGAUAAUAUGUCUCCGGUUGUGUAAGAUCCUUUGGAGUUU
Messenger RNA from Argentina anserina (silverweed cinquefoil), 1461 nucleotides. RefSeq names its product formyltetrahydrofolate deformylase 1, mitochondrial-like. Lineage: Eukaryota; Viridiplantae; Streptophyta; Magnoliopsida; Rosales; Rosaceae. Bases 15 to 884 code for a protein of 289 amino acids. The record is from RefSeq and is a predicted model, not a curated record. The transcript has 8 exons. Gene Ontology annotation, molecular function: formyltetrahydrofolate deformylase activity. Gene Ontology annotation, biological process: 'de novo' IMP biosynthetic process.